AUGCAGAUGGACUGCGGUGGUGUUUCCGCAAUCUGGCAAUCUAAAACUUACGAGGUCGGAGCGUCAGGAGCCGCCUUGCGUUGGUGGGUGCAAUUCAAUGCUGCCGUCUCCCAAGUCCGCAUUUCUGCAUGGCUACCGAACGCGGCUAUAGAAGGCCACGUGGAUGGUUCACCCGUAAGUGUGCGGCGGCGCCCAGCUGUACUGCCCUUGACAUCGAUAUUAGCGACGGCAAGCAGUGCAUACCAGGGGCGCGGGCCGGAAAGGAUGAUCGAUUCAGAUUACGAUACUGAGUGGUUUGCGGGGAAAGGUGAGCAGGAGGCUUGGAUUCUCCUCGAGCUUCCAGAGGAAGUCACGAUCGAUUCUGUCGCCUGGACUUGGUGGGCCCAGUCCGCGGCAGAUGAGUGGGUACUGUCAAGCCGCAGGUAUUUGACAGGUCCGUGGGCUGAGCGCAGUUCUAGCGAAACGAUCUCUCAGCCAACCAAGUUCAACUCUGAAGUCAAGGUCAAUGGCUGGCAGGAGCCUUCGAAGUGGAUCCGGCUCCAAAUGCAGAAGGGGCACCAGGAUCCGUGGAACUUCGGUGUAUUCUUUGGCAUACGAUCCUUUACGAUUCUGGGCCGGGAUGAAGCGGCUUCAGCUGGUGGAUCGGAUCUGUGGCGGGAAGAUGGCCCAGGUUCAACCAUCCCCGCGGGAAUUUGGUUCGCUUUGGAACAUCCCAGGGCGCGAUGCAAGGUGCGUAGCCACGCUGAAGCCCGAGAGCCUGUUUCCUCAACAGGUCCUGUUUGGCGGAGGGCCGAGUGUACCCUUGAGCUCUCUGAGAAGCCAACAGGCCGUGUGCAGGUUUCUGCAUCUAUGGGAGUCUUCGAGGACGGGCAGUACCCGCAGCUGCGCCGCAUAUUCUCCCGAUAUUUGGAAUUGGUGCGGGGCCGGGACUUCGGCCAGACUUUGCACUACAACAGCUGGUACGAUCUCCGAAGUACGCCCUGCGACGAAUCGCAGAGGCAGCGUUGCUUUUCGCACAAGAUGACGGAGGUGGCAUGUUCGCAGCGCAUCGCAAUCUUCAACGAAAACCUGACGCUUCACGGCGGGAACUCACUGGAUGCUUUCUUGUUGGAUGAUGGAUGGGAUAAUGCAGACAGCCUGUGGGAAGUGGACAGGAAACACUUUCCCGGCGGCUUUGCUUCCUUGGUGCAGCACAGCGAGAAAUGGGGCACAAAGAUGGGCGUUUGGAUGUCGCCUUUCGGAGGAUAUGGUGCGGCAGGUGCCCGCCGCGUCCGACAUGGUGCCAGCCAUGGUUUCGAGCGAAGCUUUCGGGGGGGCUUCGCCCUCGCAGGGCAGAGGUAUUUUGAAAGCUUCCGGUCCGUUGUGCGUGACCGCAUUGCUGAAGGAUUCCGGCUCUUCAAGUUCGAUGGUUUGGGCGGCGGCUUGGGGCAGAGUGGCGGCGAGGAGGACCGCGACGACUUCGAGGCCAUGCUAAGCCUGAUCCAGGAUCUACGAUCACGCGACAGUGGAGAUGUCCCACUCUGGGUCAGUUUGACCAUCGGCACUUGGCCGUCUCCUUUCUGGCUGCUUUGGGGCGAUUCUAUCUGGCGAGAUGGGCCAGACGUCGGUGCAGAGGGCUUGGGAUCGCCUCGGGACCGAUGGUUGAAUUUCCGCGACUGGGCCUUGCGAAGGGCGCAAGCUCGUGGCCCGCUUUUCCCCAUGACUGCGUUCAUGCAGCAUGGCGUGGUGUGGAGCAAGUCUGCAGAGACCGCCGACAUGUGGCCCCCGACAAAAACGACGCUUCUGGCAGAUUUCUGCAAGGAGGUUCUGUCAUUCUUCCUGGCCGGCACGGGCCUUCAGGAGCUCUACAUUCAGUCAGAGCUGAUGACGACAGACUACUGGAAAGCUUUGGCGGUCGCAUCAAGCUUUGCACGAAAGGAGCAAAAGCUCCUCCGCGAUGCGCAUGCCAUCGGCGGGGAUGUGCAGAGAGUCUACGGUGCAGCAGCAUUCGACGAUGCUUGGAAGACUAUUCUUGGGUGUGCCAGUAGGCGCUGCGUGGAGAGGCGCAGGGCAUCAGAGGGAACUGUCGACGACUCGCUGUCCCUGAGCCUUUGGUUCCCUGGCAGGUGCCGGAGGCCGCGCCUAGACGCUUGGACGGAGAAGGAUCCAUUGAUUACAGGGGCCAUUGGCCCAAGAGGCGGCAAUACCUCUCCCAGCCACGCGGCUGACCUUGCCGCGAGCUUUGCGGAAUCGCUCCAGCCCUCUGAGCUCUCCCUCGGCUUGGGCAAGCCCGCGGGCCGCCGCGCCGAGCAGCCCCCCGUGCGGAAGACUCCAGGGUUCACUGACAGUGGUGAAGCAUCAAGGGGUGAGAUGAUUGCGCUGUCAGCACAGACGUUGGGACUUUCCAUGCUCCUGGAGCUUCCAAGAACAUCUGACAUCCCAGUUGCAGACCUGGAUAGCGAGCUGCUCCAGCGAGAUGCGGCCAUCGAUAAUUUGCAAAGAACUUUGCGUGAGACGCAAGACACACUGCAAAAGGCGCUGCUUUCGCCACAAGAAGGCGGCUUGUGGAAAGACCGGUACCACGAGGCACAGAAGCAAAACGAGACUCGGGGGCGGGAGGUCAACGAGCUGGGCCUAAAGUUAGACACCAAAGAGAAAGAGAUCAAGCUUCUUAGUCAGUAUGUCCGGAAGCUGGAAGAGGAGGCACGCAUCCGAGACAGUCAGCGUGAGCGGCUGCUCACGGAUGCCAGCAUUUCACGCAGCAAGUUCAAGCAGACAGAGUCGGACCAGAAGCAGCUCGUAUCCAGAUUGCACAGCUUGGAAGACAGCUUCGCACGCUGCAUUGGCAGGGUGACGCAGGCUUUAACUGCUGGCGUGGUGGGCGUUUGCAUCGAUGAGGCCCAGCCAUUGCCGCGGUUUGUCGUUCUGAGUCCACGCCCGGGUGGAAGUGCCAUCUUGGAGAUUUUUGAGGAACCUGACUCGCACUGGGAACUUGCAGCAGUGGAGCUCUCGCCGAUGGGAGUUGGCAAGAAACCUCCAGUCACGUUGGAUGAGAAUGCACUUUCCCUGGUGACCUGUGGCAUCUCAGGUGGUGGUGCAGCAUACCAAGAAGCUGUCAGCUCCCCCGCCCUAAAGUGUCCCGAUAAGGCAUCUUUUGCAAAGUGGACAUUCGCCUUCCGAAACUUGGGCCUUCUGCCGCAGUAUGGAGCCGUUGCAUCUGCACCCAGCUCACCACAAGCAGAGCAAGCGCCGACGUCUCCGAUGUCGCCCGCGCGAGCUCUGGCACAAAAGGAUGAAGCCCUGACCGAAACGAGACUCAACAGUCUUUUGGGGGCUGUGGAGGGAAACCUGCAGGGUGAGCAGCGUCUGGAAAAGCGGCUCAUGCUUCGAGCGUGCGCUGUGGUCAUACGGAUACACCUGCCCAAGGAGGAACGCAAGGAGAAUCUGCUUCUACUCUGCUACCUGCGGGCGUACUACGUUGUUGCAGCGUGGGAAGAUGGAAUCCACUGGGUAAAUAGCCAUGGGAGUUGUAUAUAUUUGUAUUGUGACACGGCCGUGCUCGGCCUGCGCAUCGCUCUUCGCAUGCAGAGGCUGGUCUUCGAGUUUCCAGAGUGGGCAGAGGAUGGGUACAAGAAAGACUGCCAGGGCUGCAGCACCCUUUGCGCGGUCUCUGUUGGAAUGGAGCUGGGUAGCCUCCUCCCCUUGCGUGGGGACUUCUUUGGAGAGGCCGUCGACGCUGCCAUCCAGAUGCUUUGCUUCUUAG
This is a messenger RNA of Symbiodinium necroappetens, 3742 nucleotides long. Lineage: Eukaryota; Dinophyceae; Suessiales; Symbiodiniaceae. The record is from the annotation of a GenBank genome assembly.